AUGGGAGGAAGGAAAUGGUUUAUAGAACUAUAUCCGAAGGGCGAUUCUAGAGCAGAUGGCAAAUGGUUGUCGGUUUAUUUGUGUUUAGCUGAUAGUGAUAAACCGAAAGCAGAUGAGAAGAUUUUCAUGCAAGGACAUGUUGGAGUUUUAGACCCAGUUGGCUCAAAACACUUUUCACGCACAGGGAAACGCUGGCACGCCGAAUCCAGCAGAGGUUGGGGUUGGGUUCAGUUUUUGUGUUUAACUGAACUUCGGAAGCUUUACUUGGACAAGGAAGACACCUUGAAACUUGAGAUCGAAUUCGAAGUUGUUUCUGCUACCAAAUACUCUCCCAUUAUCUAAUCUCAGAAUACUAAUUAUCUACCACUCAGUCAUUUUUCUACUAUGAUUAUUAUACAUUAUACUAUGAGACAAGGCCUUG
Messenger RNA from Thlaspi arvense, 421 nucleotides. Lineage: Eukaryota; Viridiplantae; Streptophyta; Magnoliopsida; Brassicales; Brassicaceae. The record is from the annotation of a GenBank genome assembly.